This is a messenger RNA of Cylicostephanus goldi, 249 nucleotides long. The record is from the annotation of a GenBank genome assembly. NCBI's taxonomy places the organism in Eukaryota, Metazoa, Nematoda, Chromadorea, Rhabditida, Strongylidae.
AUGACGUGUAGCUUCUACGUAAGCAGAUGCUUUACUUUUAGAGCCUUGAACUAUGGGGGUAUUGGAGCAGUCGUCGGUCACGAAAUGACACACGGCUUUGAUAAUGAAGGACGUUUCCAUGACGCCUUCGGCGAACCUCGAAAUUGGUGGAAUGAGGAAGUGAAAAAGGAAUAUGUGAAGCGUGCUCAAUGUCUCAUCGACCAAUACGGGAAGAUUGAGGUUGCGGCGCUUACUGGCGAAUUGUUUUAA